Brachypodium distachyon (stiff brome) is the source of this 2985-nucleotide messenger RNA. RefSeq names its product wall-associated receptor kinase 1. Gene Ontology annotation, molecular function: ATP binding; calcium ion binding; protein serine/threonine kinase activity. The transcript is spliced from 6 exons. NCBI's taxonomy places the organism in Eukaryota, Viridiplantae, Streptophyta, Magnoliopsida, Poales, Poaceae. Gene Ontology annotation, biological process: protein phosphorylation; cell surface receptor signaling pathway. The coding region runs from base 293 to 2788 and encodes 831 amino acids. Gene Ontology annotation, cellular component: plasma membrane. The record is from RefSeq and is a predicted model, not a curated record.
GAAAUAGAUGAAGCGAAUAGACAUCACUUUUAGAGGGUGUAAAAAUGCAUGGCAGGCUACCAGCACUUGCAUAUCGAAAUUAUUAAAAAGUAGGGACGUGCGACUGUGAGAGAUGAGCUAUUUACUGACCAUGUGGUAUUCGAUUUAGAGUAAAAAUGCAUGUCAGGCUACCAGCACUUGGUUUACUGGUGUUGUGUUCUCCUAGUAGUCCAUAUGAUAGGAGGACAUGCCAAAACUAAAAGGAAAGGUCGAUACAAAGCAUAUCAAGCUCACCUAAAGCAUUGGAGGCGACAUGUUGAGUGGAAGAGAGACCGGUUCAGCGGAGGCUGCAGGGCGGCUCCGCCUGCUUGCGCUCGUCCUCUUCCUCUCAGUGAUGCCUCACGGAGCGCUCUCCCGGGGACUGGAGUUCCCGCCCCUGCCACCGCCGGCAGAGAUCACGACGUGCAACAACGUCACCUAUCCAUUUGGCACCAGAGGCAAAUCUCUACUGCCCGGCUUCCAGGUAACAUGCUGGCAAAACAAUGAGUCCAUGCUACCGAUCGGCGAUCAUAGCUACAGAAUCGACCAAGUGUCCGCGGAAGGAGGCUUCGUUAUCAUCAUAGUCGGGGCCAUCCACCAAGUGUGCCACGACCACAACGGCAAGCCCAUGAAGAGCACUGGAAUCGGUGAGAUCAGCUUGGAAGGGACUCCGUUCUUCUCCAGCCGCAACAAGCUGGUGGUUACUGGAUGCAACUACAGACUAGUUGCCAACUUCGCCGGUGAAAUCAACCCCUCAACACUUACCAGCUGCUCUCCAUAUUGUGACGGAAGAUCCAGCACCACCAGCGCCACCGAUUGCAAUCAUGGGGUAGCCUGCUGUGAGACCCCUAUGCCGAUGAACGCCUCUCAAGAAUUCACCUUGACGCUUGAGAAGAUACAAGGGCCCAUCACAAGCGACGAGAACAGCACCUGCAGCACUGCAUUCUUCCUCGACCAAGAUGAAGAUGUCUCCGUGAACAGCAGCGAUGAUGGGCAGACCCCGCUGAAAGGCCCGCUGUUGCCAGCUGGUGACCAUAGGAUGAUCUUGGAUUGGACAGUUGGGCGUGGCACAUGUGACCAGGCCCUAAACUACAACUUCGCGACACAGUACUGCAACGAUAAGAGCGAAUGCAUCGACGCAGUCAGUGGAGCAGGCUAUCUCUGCAACUGCAAUGCAGGGUACUAUGGGAACCCGUACACCGCGGAUGGAUGCCUAGAUAUCAACGAAUGCCGGAAUAACGAAAGCAACAGUUGCAUCCACCGGGACUUCUGCAACAACACUGAAGGAGGUUUUACUUGCUCUUGUCCCCAGAACAUGAUAGGUGAUGGUUACAGGACAGGGACAGGCUGUACUGAGGCGCCCAUACCAUCUGGUUCCCCUCAGCAACAACCGCAAGGUUUAAAUCCGUGCACUCACCCUGAAACGAACCCCUGCGAGUACCCGAAGUACUGCAGUGAUGGGCAAGGGGAUGUUUGGUGCGAUUGUCCUCAAGGCAUGAGUGGCGAUGGCCGGAAAAAGGGACGUGGCUGUCAAAAGCACUUCCCUAUAGACAUUGUUUUGGGUGUAGGUCUUGCACUUGUGGUAACAGUAACCACCACGGCUCUGUGCUAUUACUGGAGCAUGAAAAGAAGAGAGGCGAGAAGAAAGAGAGCUGAGUUAUUCAGGAAGAAUGGAGGAUUGCUGUUGCAGCAGAGAUUUUCGGCAAUCACAUCUCAAGGCAAGGACUCGUCAGCAAAGAUAUUCAGUGCAGAAGAGCUGAAGACUGCUACUAACAACUAUAGUGAGAGUCGGGUCCUUGGCCGAGGUGGAUAUGGAACAGUGUACAAGGGUGUUCUUCCUGAUGAGACUGUGGUUGCUGUAAAGAAGUCCAGGGUUUUUGAUGAGAGCCAGGUAGAGCAGUUUGUCAAUGAAAUUACCAUCUUAUCACAGAUCGAUCACCCAAAUGUUGUCAAGCUUUUGGGAUGUUGUCUAGAGACACAAGUUCCAUUGUUGGUGUAUGAGUUCAUACCCAAUGGAACACUCUUCCAGCACAUCCACAACAGAAGUCCACCUCACUCCUUAACAUGGGAAGACACCUUAAGGAUAGCUGCAGAAACAGCAGAAGCACUUGCCUAUCUGCACUCCACAUCUUCUAUACCAAUCAUUCAUAGGGACAUCAAAUCAAGCAACAUACUGUUGGACGAGAACUUUGUGGCUAAAAUAUCAGACUUUGGUGCAUCGAGAUCAGUUCCAUUUGAUCAAACGCAUGUAACAACCCUUAUUCAAGGAACCAUAGGGUACCUCGAUCCUGAAUAUUUCCAAAGCAGUAUGCUAACAGAGAAGAGUGACGUCUACAGUUUUGGAGUAGUUCUUGCAGAGCUAUUGACAAGGCAGAAGCCUAUCUCGGUAGGCAGGUCAGAGGAAUCGUGCAACUUAGCCAUGCAUGUAGUGAUUCUAUUUACUGAAGGCUGCCUACUUCAGGAGAUAGAGCCACAUAUUUUGGAAGAAGCAGGUGAAGAGCAACUGUAUGCGGUUGCGCACCUCUCUGUGAGAUGCUUAAAUUUGAGUGGACAAGAACGACCAGUUAUGAAGGAGGUGGCUUCAGUUUUAAAUAAGCUAAGACGGUCAUUUGCCAAGGAACAAACAAUGAGAAGAAAAGAUGAACCUGUACAUAAAAAUAAUGAGCUUGUACAUGAGGCAAUACCAAUUUCCAGCCUGCACUGUUCAGAAGGAAGCACACAGUUCAGCAUGGAAGCUGAAAUGAUAGCUUCUUCUGAUUCGCCAAGAUGAUGUACUUCUCGGAAAUAUUCUAAUGUAACUUGAUAUCGAGAAGACGAUGUGCAAUAUAUUUAUGGAGACAUUAUCUAAAAUAGCUCAGAGUAAUCACUAGUUCGGUCAACACUCAACAAUCACCACUGUACUGAUUUCCCAACUUUGGGGCCAGAUCCAAAUCUAACUUCUAAUUUAAAAUAUUUCAAUGGUAUCAA